Aphanomyces invadans is the source of this 1972-nucleotide messenger RNA. RefSeq lists its product as hypothetical. NCBI's taxonomy places the organism in Eukaryota, Oomycota, Saprolegniomycetes, Saprolegniales, Verrucalvaceae. Gene Ontology annotation, cellular component: cortical actin cytoskeleton. Gene Ontology annotation, molecular function: actin filament binding. Bases 33 to 1904 code for a protein of 623 amino acids. Gene Ontology annotation, biological process: positive regulation of actin filament depolymerization; actin filament depolymerization. The record is from RefSeq and is a predicted model, not a curated record. The transcript is spliced from 7 exons.
GUCGUCACAUUCAGACGUGCCAAGGAAAGGCCAUGUCCGGCAGCUCGAACCCCGUGGAGCGUCUUCCCGACCCGAACCUCAAGGCAACGUUUUGUCCUCACCCCACGACGUCGCGCGGCAGCCCGAGCGUGAUCGGGGUCCACCCGAAGGAACCCAAGAUCGUGUACUGCACGGGCAAACUCGUCGUCGUGCGUGACUUGGCGAACCCUGCCGAUUGCUUGUUGUACAAAGGCCACAACGAUGCGACGACGGUUGCGAAGUUUUCUCCGAAUGGAUAUUGGGUCGCGUCCGCCGACAUCGCCGGCAAAGUCCGCGUUUGGUCGUACGACAACCCGGAACACACCCUCAAGGUGGAAGUGCCUGUUUUCGCCGGCGAAGUCAAGGACUUGAGUUGGGACCCUGAGAGCAAGCGCAUUGUGGCCGUUGGAGAUGGUCGCACGGUGUCGUCGCGCGUGUUCAUGUGGGAUACGGGCAACAGCAUCGGUGAAAUUGUUGGCCACAUGAAGCGAAUCAUGAGUGUCGACUACAAGCCGACGCGCCCAUUCCGCAUCUUGACGGCGUCGGAAGACUCUACGAUCCGCGCGUUCGAAGGCCCGCCAUUCAAAUUCAAGCACUCGAUUCCCGCGCACUCGAACUUUGCCAACUGCGUUCGAUACUCCCCCGAUGGCAUUCACGCUGUUAGUGUCGGAUCCGACAAGGGCAUGGUCCUAUACGACGCCAAGUCGAGUGAAAAACUCGCCAGCUUUCCUGUCGAACAUGCUGUCUCGAUCUACUCGGUUGCUUGGAGCCCCGAUAGCAAGCAGCUCUUGACCGCGUCUGGCGAUAAAACAGUCAAGCUGUGGGAUGUCGGGACUAUGUCCGUUGUGACGACGUUCACGUUUGGGUCUGGUGCGAUCGAAGACAUGCAAGUGGCUGUCGUGUGGGUCGGAGACUUUCUCGUGUCUCUCUCGCUCUCGGGCGACCUGAACUACCUCGACGUGACUCGCCCUGACACGCCCCUUCGCGUUGUGCAAGGCCAUCAAGUGAGCCUUCAAGCUCUUGCCGUCGACGCGGACACUGGUGUCCUUGUCACGGGAAGCUACGACGGCGCCGUUGUUGCUUGGCAUGCGACGUCUGGACGUCGGUUCACCGGCGCCGCGCAUACGGCCAAGGUCACUUCGAUCGACGUGCACCGCGGGAUCGUAGCCAGUGGUGGCUGGGACGAUGUGGUGCGGUUUGGGUCGGUCGUCGACACGGCGUACUCGGGCAGCGUCGGCCUCAACGGCGCCCAGCCGUCGGACGUGGCGCUCGCAACACACGCCGCGUCCGGCGCUGUCUUGUGCGCGGUGGCAACCAACAAGGGUGUCAAGCUCCUCGUGAACGGCGCACUCGCGUUUGAAUCGUCGGCUACGGCUACGUGGACCCCUACCAGUGUAGCGAUGACGCCGUCUGGGGAACAAGUGGCUUUGGGUGGCGACGAAGACCGCCGCGUUCAUGUGUUCCACGUGGUCUCGAAUGGAGAGACAUGGUCUUUGGUGGAGCGCGACGACAUGGCGCUGACGCACAACGGGUCGAUCACGACGCUUGCGUAUUCCCCAGACGGGACCCUCUUGGCGGUCGGCGAUGCGGGGCGUGAAGUUCGUGUUUGGGAUGCGAAGGACGGAUCCCUUCGUGUCGGUGGCCAGUGGGUGCACCACACGACGCGCAUUUCGACGGUCGCGUGGAACCCGAGCGGCACGCACGUGGCGUCGGGGGCAUCGGACGAGCACAUUUUCGUGUGGAAUGUUGACCAACCUGCCAACCGGCACAAGUUUGAAAACGCCCAUCGCGAUGGCGUGAUGAGCGUCAAGUUCGUCGCCGACGAUCAGCUCGUCUCGGUUGGGAACGACGCGGCGAUCCACACGUGGCAAGUGCCAUCCGUCUAAGCAUUGCAUCGCUGCGACACAGGGUCGACACACGCGUGAUCGAGACCAUCUUGACUGGAUAAGAGGAA